Molecule: messenger RNA, 3793 nt
Organism: Megalobrama amblycephala (Wuchang bream)
Lineage: Eukaryota; Metazoa; Chordata; Actinopteri; Cypriniformes; Xenocyprididae
Gene: clstn2a
Product: calsyntenin 2a
Exons: 17
Coding region: 192-3026 (944 amino acids)
Biological process (GO): homophilic cell-cell adhesion; positive regulation of synapse assembly; positive regulation of synaptic transmission
Cellular component (GO): cell surface; postsynaptic membrane
Molecular function (GO): X11-like protein binding; amyloid-beta binding; calcium ion binding
Source: RefSeq, a predicted model, not a curated record
AACGCGCAGACACACAGACCGCGUUACCUCGUGCGCUCGGACCGCGUCGCGCGCUGCUGGGAGUUCACUAGCGAGACUUCAGUUCCCCGUCGCUCAAGGACAGAUAAAGCGAGAGAGUGGUGUUUUUUCUUUUUUAGAUUAACAGAGGAAGAAUUAGGUCAUCGCAUUCUGUUCGAAGUGUUGGGCUCAUCAUGAAGAUGUGCGUGAUAACAGCGAUGCUUUUCCUGGUGCUCUCCGGGCAGUGCGGCAUCCUGGCUGGGAAAGUGAAUAAGCACAAACCAUGGAUCGAGACGUCUUACCAUGGUGUCAUCAGCGAGAACAUGGACACUGUACUGCUAGACCCUCCCCUGGUCGCACUGGACAAAGACGCUCCUGUCCCUUAUGCAGGAGAGAUCUGUGCUUUUAAGAUUCAUGGGCAGGAGGCCCCGUUUGAGGCCGAGGUGUUGAACAGGACAUCGGGAGAAGGGGUGCUGAGGGCCCGGGGCCCCAUAGACUGCGAGCAGCAGAAGGAGUACACCUUCAUCAUCCAGGCCUACGACUGUGGAGCCAGCCCGAGUGGAGCCAACUGGAAAAAGAGUCACAAGGCGGUGGUUCAUAUCCAGGUGGAUGAUGUAAAUGAGUUUUCCCCAGUGUUCAGGGAGCCGUUGUAUCGUGCCACUGUAACCGAGGGCAAGAUCUAUGACAGCAUCCUACAGGUGGAGGCCUGGGAUCAGGACUGCUCUCCACAGUACAGCCAAAUCUGCAACUAUGAGAUUGUUACACAGGAGACACCUUUUGCUAUUGAUCGAAAUGGCAACAUCAGGAACACGGAGCGACUGAGUUAUGACAAACAGCAGCACUACAAAAUAAUGGUGACUGCUUACGAUUGUGGCCAGAAGAGGGCGAUGGAGAGCGUUCCGGUUCACAUUGAUGUCAAACCAGUGUGCAAGCCUGGCUGGCAAGGUUGGAACAAGCGUGUGGAUUAUGAACCUGGAACCGGCAGCAGACAGCUCUUUCCCAAGAUGCACCUGGAGACCUGUGAUGGUCCUUUAUCUUCAGUGCGAGCCAUGGUGGAGCUUCAGACCAGCCAUAUUGGGAAGGGCUGUGACAGAGAGACCUAUUCUGAGAAGUCUCUUCAGAAGCUCUGUGGAGCAGCCUCGGGCAGCACAGACCUUCUCCCGGCCCCCAGCGUGUCCACCAAUUGGACGGCUUCCUUGCUGACAGACAGUGGCCGAGACAGCGACCUCAUCUUCAGAUUUGAUGGGCGACAGGCAGCCAAUAUCCCAGAGUGGGUUGUGCCACAGAACUUGACAGAUCAGUUUACCAUAGCAACAUGGAUGAAGCACGGGCCAAGUCCUGGACUGAGAGCCGAGAAGGAGACGUUGCUCUGUAAUUCAGAUAAAACUGAGAUGAACAGGCAUCACUACUCCCUGUACGUGCACAACUGCCGUCUGGUGUUUCUGCUGAGGCGAGACUUCAUUCAGCUGGACUCCUUCAGGCCGGCAGAGUUCCACUGGAGACUGGAACAGAUCUGUGACAAAGAGUGGCAUUACUACGUCAUCAACGUGGAGUUUCCUUCAGUGACGCUCUUCGUAGACGGAGUGACUUACGAACCCUACCUUGUGACCGACGACUGGCCCAUCCACCCUUCUGAGAUCGAUGUACAGCUAACCGUAGGUGCCUGCUGGCAAGGAGGAGAGGUGACCACUCCACGGUUCACUCAGUAUUUCCGGGGAAGCCUCUCAGGCUUGACUAUCAGACCUGGAAAGAUUGCAACUCAAAAGGUGAUCUCCUGCCUACAGGCUUGCAAGGAGGGUCUGGACAUCAGUUCACUUGAAAGUCUGGGCAAAGGCAUAAAGUUCCACUUCAACCCGGCUCAGUCAGUGCUGGUCAUGGAGGCAGAUGACUUGGAGAGCAUCAACACAGCCAUGACAAAAGUUUCCUACAUCAACUCUCGGCAGUUUCCCACUCCCGGUCUGCGCAAACUCCACAUAACCACCACAGUUCAGUGUUUCGGUGAAGAUACGUGCAUCUCCAUUCCAGACAUCAAGGCGAUGGUGAUGGUGAUGCCGCCCAGCGAACCUCGGAUCACCAUUGCCGGAGUGAAGUGGCUGGUUUGGCCCGUAGCUCAGCUCCGAGCUCCUGUCGGAGUGGCCCUUUUCAAGGACAUACACAUCAUUAGUACCGUCACCAAGACCGACGCCACCCUCAGCAUAGUCCGGAGGCCUGGCGUCCUGGAGUUGAUGCAUAACCUGGAUUAUUGUGAUGUGCUGGUGAUCGGAGAGGAGCUGGACCCGGAGUGGGAGAGUCUGGAGAUCCACCACAGCUCUCUCUUGGGCAAACAUCUGGAUGCCACCAACUCUACCUCUGGCAUCUCCAUCUAUGGUGUUGACUCCAUGGCGCAUUAUGAACAGGCCAUCAGGCAGGUGAGGUACCGUAACUGGAAGCCUGGCGGUCUGUCUGAGAGAAGGUUCCGGCUCAGUUGCUCUGAACUGAAUGGACGCUACACAAGCAAUGAGUUCAACUUGGAGAUUGGAGUAGUGCACAACUCAGAGGCUGCGGAACAUGUCAAUCACAUGGCCGUCCAAUCCCAGUACAUGAGACCUGUGCAUCAUCCACUGGUGGUUCAUACGGCCGACUCUGAUCACAUCUCAGGCACACCUCCUGCUGCCACAGUGGUCAUUGUAAUGUGCAUCGCUGCUCUGGUGGUCAUUGUGGUCUUGGGCAUCUACCGCAUCCACACCACCCACCAGGACGGCUCAAAAGAGGACGAAGAGGGAAGAAAAGACCCAGAGAUGGACUGGGACGACUCCAAUCUCAACAUCACUGUUAAUCCCAUGGAGAGCAUCGACGGGACUCAGAUUGCUGAGGAGGUGAGAGAGGAGGAGCCAGAGGAAGAGGAGGAUGAAGACGAAGAGGAUGAUGAACUGUCAGGAGAUCUCUCUAGUGCUGAAUCCGAGGACACUGAUGAAGAGGAGGAGACUAACAUUCUGAAGGGAAAAGUGAAUGGAAAGCUGGAGUGGGACCCGUCUACGUUACCCUAUUAAAACACACACACAGUCUCUCUCUCACACACACACACAUGCAUACACUUUCACACAAGCAAGAUUCACACGCAGACAUAGACUUGUGCACACACACGUACACGUAUAUACAUGAAACACUCGCAUUUAAUGCCCUCUCACACUUACAGAAGCCAGAAUUUAUUGCCUGAAAAGCUGUCCAACUUCAACCUGAUUUUGACUCUGUCCAACAGCCACAAAAAGCAUCCUGUACCGCCAUCUGCUGGUCAAUAUUGGGACGCGCACCCCUCGGUCCAAACGCUGCGAAGCCUCUAUGUUCUUCUGUAGUGUAUAAGCUGCAGUGUCUCAGUAGAUCUGCAAAAAUGAAAGAUAAAUUGACACAAUGGAAUAAAUUGUGAAUCAACAUCUCUGGGAUGUUUUUUUUUUUUUUUUUCAUGUUUACUGUUUUUUGUGCGUUUUGUGUUGAUUAAUCAGAUUAUAAUCUAACAUCAUGAUGCUUUCUCCCUUUCUGAAAUACUAAACUGUAAUAUUUGACAGUGUGGCUAUGCCUUCACCAUUUGUUGUCUUCAGAGUAACGUUUAAUAUUGCAUUGAUGUGCAAUAGUAAAUACCCAAAAGUUGUUUUUUCAAUGAAACUAUAUAAUAAUGAUAUUUUCUUCAUUUGAAAUUUAGAAAAUAGGUUUAUUGUAGAUCCUCAGAGAGAUUUUGAUUGAGAUGUUCUCUUUAAACAAAAGGUAUAUAAUAAUUUAUGGAAGCUUGUUUCCGCUACAGAAUAAAAAAUCUAAAAAAAUA